AUGGCUGAUGUGAAGAACGUAUUCACACAGGAAGAGGUUCAGGGUAUUAUCAAACAGGUUCUCGACGAAGUAAUUGGCUUGAGCCCUUAUAAUUACGCGGACAGUCUUAAUUGGAAUAAGCAAGCUGUCGAACAGAUAACAAAAAGACUUGUGGCCUUAAAUCGACCAUAUAAGUACAUUGUGAAUUCUUCUCUUUUGCAAAUUGGUAAUGGAACCGGUAUGAAUGUGAGCACGAUUUCGUACUGGAACAAGGCGACCGAUCAGUCAUGGCAAUAUCGCUGGGAGACAAAGAAUAUGCUGGUAGUUGUAUACGUAUACGCUUUGGCGACGUCGUAA
Molecule: messenger RNA, 336 nt
Organism: Necator americanus (New World hookworm)
Lineage: Eukaryota; Metazoa; Nematoda; Chromadorea; Rhabditida; Ancylostomatidae
Exons: 4
Coding region: 1-336 (111 amino acids)
Biological process (GO): microtubule-based movement
Cellular component (GO): cytoplasmic dynein complex; cytoplasm
Molecular function (GO): dynein intermediate chain binding
Source: RefSeq, a predicted model, not a curated record